Strongylocentrotus purpuratus (purple sea urchin) is the source of this 4241-nucleotide messenger RNA. RefSeq names its product F-box/WD repeat-containing protein 2 (gene fbxw2). The record is from RefSeq and is a predicted model, not a curated record. The transcript has 10 exons. Gene Ontology annotation, molecular function: protein binding. Lineage: Eukaryota; Metazoa; Echinodermata; Echinoidea; Camarodonta; Strongylocentrotidae. The coding region runs from base 210 to 1715 and encodes 501 amino acids.
UCCUUAGUGGUCGCGGGCUUAAUGGUCGCUAGUUUUAAAGAGCGGUUUAGCACCGGUAUGUGUAUGCCUGGGAUACUACUCAAAUUUUCCUAUAACCAACUAAUCGUCAGCUGAGAUACACUUCAUGUUCUAGGCCUACUAACUAGCUAAACAAGCAGCAAAGUCACACAUUAGAAGGAGGAAUAAUUAUGGUCAAUGACUGACAACUCAUGUACAAGAAUGUGUGGAACUUGUACAUCUAUAUAGAGAAUGGCUUGUUUGGAAUUCAAAAGACAAGAAAAGCAGUGAAGAACAUGGAUGGUCCUGAGUUCAAAGACUGGUUGUGUCACUUGGAGAAAACCUUUCUACAAGACCUUAGCAAUGAUCAGCGUUGCACUGCACUGGACUGUCUCAUUGCAUCCUCAGGGGAUGUGCAGCUCCGCCAUUUGUCCACCAGACUUGAGGGACUCCUGAAAAGAGACUUCUUGCGACUACUGCCCAAGGAACUCGCAAACUAUUUAUUGUCCUGGCUUGAUCCAAUUACCCUUGGAAGAUGUUGCCAGGUUAGCCAUCAAUGGAACAAAAUGGUUACAGAAUGCACAGAGGCAUGGCAGCAAGCUUGCAGGGUUCUGGGAAUCCAAGUUCCAGAGGAUGCAGAUGAAAGUCUCCAUGGUAACAGAGCAAAGAAUGGACUUCACUGGAAGACUGUCUACCAAAAGGCUCUGUGGAGGCUCAAACAGUUGAGAGAUGGCUCUGCGUUUGAUAGCACUACUCUACAUGGACACACAGCACGUGUCUACUCCCUGCACUACAGAGAUGGAAAAGUAGCUUCAGGCUCAGAUGAUCUAACUGUUCGUUUAUGGGAUGUCGCCAGUGGAAAAUGCUUGAAGGUUCUUCAGACACAUACUGUAGCUGACAUCAAAUUUGAUGAUAUCAAGGUCAUAACUGCAUCUUUUGAUAAUACGAUUGCAUGCUGGGAUCUUGAUAGUGGGGAGAGAUUGCAGCAGUUUUCAGGACAUUCAGGGGCAGUUUUUAGUAUAGACUACAGUGACAAGCUGGAUUUACUGGUGAGCGGGUCUGCGGAUGAGACUGUCAAACUGUGGAGGUUGAGUGAUGGAAGUCAUAUUACAACACUCACUGGUCAUAGUGAUUGGGUUAUACAGGUUUUACUGCAGAUCUGUUGUGUGGAGUCAGAGAAAGUUCAAUGUGGUGAUCACGUCAUUCUCAGCAUGGAUAAGUCCAUAAUCAAGGUGUGGCCUAUUUCAUUGUCACGGGAAAUUGAAUGUGUUGCAAUGCUUACCUAUCCCAGUGAAGACUCUAGAGGACAGCUUCUUCUACCAAGGCUUCACUUUGAUGGGAGGAUUGUGGCAUGUUCCUCUGAUAUCGGCAUUAUGCUUUGGGACUUUGCUACACUAGACCUAGUCAGAUUGAUAAGCCCCCCAGAAUUGGCCCCCACCUACCAGCUUGGUACCUCCUUCUUGGUGAGCAUGGGGCGUGUCUUUACCCUCUGCCUGGAUCCUCAGAAUCUUCACAUUAUCUACACCCAGACACAGUCUGUUAUGUCAUCAUGGAAGUUACCCAUCUACAGACGCUCCAAGAGAGGAUCCAAUUUUGUGGCAGGUUGUGAUAGCUGGUUAUAUGGGUUGAUGCCACAACAGGAAGAAGGUCUAGUCUUUGCUACCAGUAUGCCAGACCAUAGUAUACAUCUUGUGAGAUGGAGAACAGUCACUAGAUGACAGCAGCAGGGCAAACUUAAUCACGGAUCUUGGUUUGUGGAGCAAUAGCGUGAUGCUGCUGGUCAGAUAAAUGUAUGCAAAUGAGCUGUUAUGCUGCUACUGUGGUAAUAUCAAGUGAUUGGACAGUUCUUUAUUCAAGCUUUCAUGCUUUAUUUGCAGCUUAUGUGGUUGUAAUUAACCAGUUGUUUUAAUUGGCUUUGGUCAUCAUGAAUCUGCCAGAGUGGAUGGCCAUGCUCAGGAUAAACAAAGAAAACUUGUUCUCAGCUUCAUUAGAUUCAAGAAGAAGAUAUCUGUGUUUGAUUGGCCUCAGAUCUGAGCUGUAUAAUACGGACCUUAUACAAUGUAUUACAGGAUAAGAUGAUGGUGAGCUAUGGUGAAUGUUCAAGCCUUUAGAUACAUACUGGUAGCUGAGCCUGGUUUCUGAAACAUAAGAAAUGAAAGGUUGCUUCUUUUCAUUGAAAUGCAAGUUUGUAUGCUAAUGCACAGUGACCUGUAUACACUAUCAUUGAUUCAGAAAGGGCUAUUAUGACCCCCCCCCCCCCCCAUGAUCAUUAGAAAUGUACUAACAUCUCUUUUAACCCUUGGAAAGUGAUAGAUUUUUGUGGAAAAAAAAUUGUAUAGACUUUGUUGCUUCAAUAUGCUCUUUAUAUCUGAUAUAAUCAUAAGAGAUGUCUAUAAACAUAAUGAUUCAUGAUGCUAUAUACUACAGGAUGAAUUAAUUAUUGUACCUCCUUCAAGAAAGCUCUCCAAUAUCCUUACUAAGCUUAAGAAUAUUGUGAGAUGAAUAUGUGGCACAUGACAAUUGGUCAUUGAUUGUUUUAUCAUGCAAUUCCUUCUGAAAAUAGACAGUAGAACCUUGGAUUGCUUCAAAUUAUCAUAACUUUCCAUCAAAUAUUUAUACCUUCAUCUUGUUUUCCAUUAGAUUACAAGACUGAAUUUGCUAGGUGUACACAAUGUUAUAUAUUUAUAUAAUUUCUUUUGCCAUUCUAAGAUAAACAUUGCUGAGAGAUAUGUAAAUGUAGCGAUUUUACAUGUAAGAGUUAGAAAAUCAUGAAGUUGUAUUUUCUCAUACAUAAACGUUUUCUUUUGACAUCACUUUAUAUGAAGCCAUAAGUCUGUUUUCAAAUACUUGUGUAUGUUCAUGGUAUGUUUUUCAGUAAAUGACCUCAAAAAAACAAAAAUGAAGAUACAUGUAUCACUAUAACUUCAAACGUAGACUGGAAUAGAGAUUCUAUUCCAAGCUCUAUGUAUCAUUAGCAAUUGAAAAAAGACAUUUAUCUAUUCUUCUACCCUAGUCACACUGGCACACCAACUUAAAACUGACCGAUAACUGACAACAUUCUACCCCUUCAGAGUAAUGUAGUAUUUUGUGUUGGUCUGUUAUCAGUCUAGUACUGAUCUCGUUGGUAUUACAAUGGUAUAAAUCAGAAGGGCAGCAGAGUUGGAGGAAAGGCAAGUAGACAAGCAGCAAAGAUAAAUAUAUGAGAAGACAGCUCUAGGAAGAAUGAAAGAAGAUACACAUACCUAUAACUCCUCUCAACUUGACUAUAAACAUACAACUUAAUUGUUGAUGAUGACAGAUCUUUUUAAGAGAUCAUUUUGUUGGAAAAACUAUAUGUGAACUAUAAAGAGUCUGUAAUUAAUUGUAAAGUAUUACAUGGAUGCUUUUGAAGCUAUUGCUUUAUGCAAUCCUUUUGUGAUAUUUUCUCAUAUGUUAUUUUCCCACCUGAUUGAGGGCAAUAAUUCUAUAACAUCUACAAUGUAUUAUCAUGAUGAUAACAGAACACAUACUCAUACAUUAAUUGAGUGUAUCUAUUCAGCCUAGAUGUUUAAAGAAAUAGCAAUGGAUGAAUAACAUGAUAAUACAAAUUCUAACCUGCUAUCCAGUUUUAGUCUCCCCUUUUGCUACUGUUUAGUGUAAAGCCAUCAGACUUGUUACACUCCGUGAGAUUUCAGUAUGGUGAACUUCAUUUUAGACAAGUUAUGUGGUCGUUUUGAUUUAGAGUUCUUUUUGGUUAUUUACACUAAAAUGCAUUGGAAGUCAUGGAUGGAACUUCAAAAUGCUGGGUACAAUUAUCUGUUGAUAUAAGUAAAGCAUUAAUGACCAGAUUUAUUAUUUUCCUUUCCACUUUCCUUCCUAUGAGAACUAAACAUUGGAUUUCUUGCCCUUUAGUCUGAUUUUUGCAGAUAUAUAUUUCCAGUCCCAUUUCUUACUUUUCUGGUGCUACUGGAGUUAAACUGCAACAUUAUGUAAACCAAGACUAACAGGCCAUGAGACCAACAAAGUGAAUAAAUACCAGAAGUAAAUCUUGAAGCAGAUAUGUGAUUUGGGAUGAUAGAAAGAUAGUUAACCAUUACAGUUGCAACAAUUAUAAUUAUUAAUGUACAUGUUAUCCAAAAAUAUGUGAAACUACAUUGUACAGGGUGACAUAUUCUGUUGUUUGUAUUUACCCACAUACACAGGGAUAGAAGCCCCUUUGUGCAGGAAUGAACUAAUAAAACACAACAUUAUAAAUAUAAAACCUA